UGCUGGAGCAAAUUAUCUUCUACAACGAGUCACGACCUAGCAAGAGAAAUGAGUAGGCCUUCUCUAAGACUGCAGCUUACUAAGCUUGUUUUUUACCAUAUUCUACUUUGGCAACUUGGACGCUGGCCUCAAUCCAAAUUCUACUGUAUGGCUCCACUGCCACCAGAUGAAGUGUCUGUUCUUCAAGCCAUUACGAGGGACCUAGAAUUCAAGCAACAACCAAUCAUUACAAACAACUUAUGCGAUGGAACAUUUUAUGCUUUUACAAUCAGUUGCAAUUGCAAUGACGAGAAUCAAUGCCGCAUCUCUAAAAUUGAAAUAAACAACCUUGGUUUAACUGGAACUAUUCAUGAAACUGUGGGUUAUCUUAGCAAUCUAACGUCCCUCUCUCUAGCCAACAACAAACUUCAUGGCAGCAUACCUGAUACGUUGGGGAAUUUGAUGGAUCUCGAAUACCUGGAUUUAUCGUUCAAUCAACUCAGUGGUCUAAUACCAGCAAGCUUAGGGAACUUGGUUUCUCUUCAAAAACUAUAUCUGCAGUACAACUUGCUUAGCGGAGGUAUACCACGAAAUUUUGGUUCAUUGACAAAUCUGAUUCAAAUGGAUAUGCAGUUUAAUAUGCUAUCAGGCUCAAUUCCUGAGGAUUUUGGAUAUCUUUCGAGUCUUUCAUAUAUGGAUCUGUCUGAGAAUCAGCUCUCUGGUCCUCUUCCAGAAAGCCUCGGAAACUUGACAUCACUCACAUUAUUCGCUGUGCGUGGCAAUUAUUUGAGUGAGAAAUUUCCAAAAAGUUAUGGCCAGCUCACAAGCCUGGAAGACUUUUCAAUAGUCGGGAAUUACAUUUCUGGUCCCUUUCCAGUUGAAGCCAUAGCCAACUGGACUAAUAUCUAUCACCUACAAUUUUUUUACACGGCAUGCAGGUCGCUCAUGGGAAACUAUUUCGAAGGACCGGUGAGGGAAGAAAUAUUCAGUUUGCCAAACCUUCAGUCUCUGAGGAUAAGCGAUGUGGCACCAAAUCCUAGCUUCAAAUUACCACAAAAGAUCGCCAACAGUGCUAAUUUCAUUUCUCUAAGACUGAGGAACUGCUCAAUCACCGGCACAAUCCCCAAAUACAUUAGUGAAGAAAUGACAUCUCUAAGCUACCUAGACUUGAGCUUCAAUAAUUUAACCGGUGGCCUCCCUCAUUAUAUGAAAUCAGAUAUGAUUUACAUGUCUUUUUCUGGAAAUAUGCUUAACGGGACAAUCCCACGUUGGAUAUUUCGGGCCUUCCAAACUAGGAUGGAUCUUUCGUUUAACAAUUUUUCAGCAGUAGACUCUGCAGUACCAAGCAACCUACAACUGAACUUGUUUGCCUGCUGCCGCAACUCCCCAACCUCUUUACCAUAUAUGAUGGAUCCGUUUGAAAUGAAGAACACAUACUGUCCUCGAAACAAACCAAAGUACCAUUCCUUGUUUAUUAAUUGUGGUGGUGAAGAGACAACUGUUGGUGGGAAUAUAUAUGAUCAAGAUAAUGACACAUCCCUCUUUUACACAAGUCCAAAGAAAAACUGGGCUUACAGCCUUUCCGGAGACUAUGGUGUAAAAAAGGAUAAUGCUAGUGAUUACAUCAAGAGCACAACACGUGGAGUUUCCAUUACUGAGGCACCAUUGUAUGAAAAAGCUCGUCUGUCCCCACUAUCUCUCAAAUAUUAUGCUUUUUGUCUACGUAAAGGUAGAUAUAAUGUUACGCUUCAUUUUCAUGAAAUUAUAUACAUCGAUGAUGUAGACUAUACUAGUCUAAGAAGACGCUCAUUUGAUGUAUAUAUUCAGAGAAACAGGACAUUAAAUGAUUUCGACAUUAGAGACAAGGAGGGAAGUGCAGAAAAACCAAUAACUGUAAGUCAUUCAGCUGAGGUUGUACAUGAUAGUGGCCUGUUAGAGAUCCACUUGUACUGGUCUGGAAAGGGGACAGAGAGUGACCCACCUACUUUUAAUGGCCCUUUAAUAUCAGCUAUUUCUGUGAAUCCUGAGUUCGAAAUUAGUCCCGAUAAAUAUAUACGUCUUGCAUUGAUUACGAUUGCAUCCGUCAUUGCUGCUCUGCUGCUCUUAUUGGCUUUUGCUUGGAGGAUGGGCUGGCUGUCAAUCAAAAAGGAGCCCAAAAUCAAAAUAGGUCGUGAAGAAAUAGAUGGCAAUCUUCAAGACAAAUUUGUCACCGUCAAAGAAUUAAUAAAUGCUACUGAAAAUUUCAGUGAAAGAAAAAAAAUCAGCGGUUCUAGGACAGUUUUUAAGGCAGAACUGCCAGGUCACACAGUGGCGGUGAAGAGACUAGAUUCCCGUCAUUUUAAGGAAAAAAUCGAUGAAUUGAAAAAGGAAAUUCACAUCAUCGAGUCAUUGCAACACAACAAUAUCCUUCAACUGUUGGAUGUUCAUAUUGAAAAAGACCUCCAAUUUCUUGUCUACGAAUAUAUGGAAAAGCAAUCCCUUGCCGACAUCUUAUUUGUCCCCAACGGAGUGAAGCUUGAUUGGGAAACAAGGUUUAACAUUUGCUUGGGAAUAGCACAGGGUUUGAAAUAUCUACAUGACCUUGACAGAGUAAAGAUUGUUCAUACGAAUAUAAAAUCCACUAAUAUUCUUCUUAAUAAGAAUUUUGAGGCUAAGAUAUCAGACUUCGGAUUUGCAAAGCUUUAUACCGAAGAAGAAAAAGUUAGGGUCAUCGCAAGAGAAACAAAGAAAGGUUACACGGCCCCAGAGUAUUUGCAAAGGGAAGAUUUACCAGACACAGUAGAUGUUUUCAGCUUUGGGGUGGUCGUACUUGAAAUUGUCAGUGGGGAGAGAAACGUAGCUAGCUCAUCAAAGAAGGAACUUGAAUUUCUUGUAAAUAGGGCUUAUAAAGCAAAUAAAGUCGGAGAUUUGGAGAGCUUGGUUGAUAAGAGUUUGCGAAAGUAUGAUCAAAGAAAAGCCGCCAUCAUCUUGAAAUUAGCACUGGAGUGCACCGCCCUAGGUACUAGUGUCAGACCUACAAUGUCUCAAGUUGUGGGUGUUCUUGUUGGCGAAAUAAGCAUUGACGAGGUUUGUCCACUUGCCAAGCCCACUGGCGACGUCAAUGUUGCUAGUUCCACCACUUCGGGGAAGUCGACUUCAGUAGCAUCAACUUCGUCUUAUUCAACCUAAGGCGUACAUGAUCAUCGGAAAAGUAUUUCUAGAUUAAUCAAAAGUUUUAUGUGAAUAGCAUUAGACGUUCUUGAAUUGCUACUGUUACUGGUGUGCUUUAAUCUUUUUCGCGGUUUCUGUACUUCGCAUCCUUUUGAACUUUGUGAACCCUUUCUUCCAGCAGAAUGUCAUAUCAAAACUUGGAAAUUUGUUA
Messenger RNA from Pyrus x bretschneideri (Chinese white pear), 3340 nucleotides. Its product is annotated as probable LRR receptor-like serine/threonine-protein kinase At1g53420. The record is from RefSeq and is a predicted model, not a curated record. The transcript has 26 exons. Gene Ontology annotation, molecular function: protein kinase activity; protein binding; ATP binding. The coding region runs from base 49 to 3147 and encodes 1032 amino acids. Gene Ontology annotation, biological process: protein phosphorylation. NCBI's taxonomy places the organism in Eukaryota, Viridiplantae, Streptophyta, Magnoliopsida, Rosales, Rosaceae.